Molecule: messenger RNA, 8958 nt
Organism: Manis javanica (Malayan pangolin)
Lineage: Eukaryota; Metazoa; Chordata; Mammalia; Pholidota; Manidae
Source: RefSeq, a predicted model, not a curated record
GCGCGCAGGGGGGAGAGUGCGCGGCGCCCGAGGCGAGGUCCGCACUCCCCGUCCCCGCGGCUGGCGCAGGACCUCGCCCGAGCGGAGCGCCCACCGGGAGCAGGUCGCGGGGCGGCGGCGGCGAGGAGGCGGCGAGGAGUUGGGGGGAGUUGGAGGCGGCGAGGGCGAGAGCGCCGAGGGGUCCCGGCCGCCCCGCGGGCCCAGGUCCAGCCCUCCCGCCCGGGGGCGAGCGCGCCCGCUGACCCCGGCCGGAGAGCCGCCGCCACAAAGAGCCCGGGCCGGCGCCUGCCCCCAUGACUUCCUGAGCUUGUUCGGUCCCCGCCGAGUCCGCCGCUCGGGCCGAGCCCGCGCCCCAGUGCGUCCCCGUGCAGCCCGCCCCGCGCCCCGCCGGCAUGGACGUCCACACCCGCUGGAAAGCGCGCGGCGUUCUGCGCCCCCGCGUCCCGCCGCUGACCCCGCUGCUCCUGCUGCUGCUGCUGUGGGCGCCGCCUCCGAGCCGCGCAGCUCAGCCAGCAGAUCUCCUGAAGGUUCUAGAUUUCCACAACUUGCCUGAUGGAAUAACCAAGACGACAGGUUUUUGUGCAACACGGCGAUCGUCCAAAGGCCCGGACGUGGCUUACAGAGUCACCAAGGAUGCCCAGCUCAGUGCCCCCACCAAGCAGCUGUAUCCUGCAUCUGCAUUCCCUGAGGACUUCUCCAUUCUGACCACUGUGAAAGCCAAGAAAGGCAGCCAGGCCUUCCUGGUCUCCAUCUACAAUGAGCAGGGCAUCCAGCAGAUUGGCCUGGAGAUGGGCCGCUCUCCGGUCUUCCUGUACGAGGACCACACAGGGAAACCAGGGCCAGAGGACUACCCCCUGUUCAGGGGCAUCAACCUGUCAGAUGGCAAGUGGCACAGAAUCGCUCUCAGCAUCCACAAGAAAAAUGUCACCUUGAUCCUGGAUUGUAAGAAGAAGACGACCAAGUUCCUUGACCGCAGCGACCACCCCAUGAUAGACGUCAAUGGCAUCAUCGUGUUCGGCACCCGGAUUCUGGAUGAGGAAGUGUUUGAGGGUGACAUCCAGCAGCUGCUCUUCGUCUCAGACCAUCGGGCGGCUUAUGAUUACUGUGAGCACUACAGCCCUGACUGUGACACCUCGGUCCCCGACACCCCCCAGUCCCAGGACCCCAACCCAGAUGAAUAUUACCCAGAGGGAGAAGGAGAAGGCGAGACCUAUUACUAUGAAUAUCCCUACUAUGAGGACACAGAGGACCUGGGCAAGGAGCCCACCCCCACCAAGAAGCCCGUGGAAGCUGCCCGAGAGACCACGGAGAUAGCGGAGGAGCUGACCCCGACCACCACGGCAGCCCCCCGAGAGCCUGACCCCAGUGAAGGGCCCGGGAGGGAGGACGAGGACCCUGGCAUAGGCAUAGAGGACUAUGACUACGUGCCCAGUGAGGAUUACUACACACCGCCCCCCUACGAGGACCUCAACUACCACGAGGGCGUUGGGAGCCCCGACCAGCUCCCCGACCAGCUCCCCGAGCACGGCGAGGCUGAAGCCCCCACCAGCACCGCCGGCACCUCCAACUCCUCCAGGCCGGCCCCGCCUCCAGGGGAUGACUUGGAGGGGGAGUUCACCGAAGAAACCAUCAGAAACCUGGAUGAGAACUACUACGAUCCCUACUAUGACCCCACCAUCUCUCCGUCAGAGAUUGGGCCGGGCAUGCCUGCCAACCAGGACACCAUCUACGAAGGGAUUGAAGGACCGCGGGGCGAGAAAGGUCAGAAGGGAGAGCCCGCGAUCGUUGAGCCGGGCAUGCUCAUGGAGGGGCCGCCCGGCCCGGAGGGCCCCGCAGGCCUCCCAGGACCUCCAGGAACGAUGGGUCCCACUGGCCAAGUGGGUGACCCUGGAGAAAGGGGCCCCCCCGGACGUCCGGGCCUUCCUGGGGCCGAUGGACUGCCCGGGCCCCCCGGAACCAUGCUCAUGCUGCCUUUCCGCUUUGGAGGGGGUGGUGAUGCGGGCUCCAAAGGCCCCAUGGUCUCAGCCCAGGAGUCCCAGGCCCAAGCCAUUCUGCAGCAGGCCCGGUUGGCCUUGAGGGGGCCAGCUGGCCCGAUGGGGCUUACUGGGAGACCUGGCCCCAUGGGCCCUCCCGGGAGCGGUGGUUUGAAGGGUGAGCCGGGAGACAUGGGGCCACAGGGUCCCCGAGGUGUGCAGGGACCACCUGGCCCUUCGGGAAAGCCUGGAAGACGGGGGCGAGCUGGGAGUGACGGAGCAAGAGGGAUGCCUGGACAGACUGGCCCCAAGGGCGACCGCGGCUUUGACGGCCUGGCUGGCUUGCCGGGAGAGAAGGGCCACAGGGGUGACCCUGGUCCCUCUGGCCCACCAGGACUUCCGGGAGACGACGGAGAAAGGGGUGACGACGGAGAAGUCGGGCCCAGAGGGCUGCCCGGGGAGCCCGGUCCACGUGGUCUGCUGGGGCCAAAGGGGCCCCCCGGCCCUCCAGGACCUCCUGGUGUGACGGGUAUGGACGGCCAGCCAGGCCCAAAAGGAAAUGUGGGUCCCCAAGGAGAGCCUGGCCCCCCAGGACAGCAGGGUAAUCCAGGUGCCCAGGGUCUUCCUGGUCCCCAGGGAGCAAUUGGCCCUCCAGGAGAAAAGGGCCCCCUGGGCAAACCGGGCCUCCCAGGAAUGCCUGGUGCCGACGGGCCCCCGGGGCACCCUGGCAAAGAAGGCCCUCCAGGAGAGAAAGGAGGCCAGGGUCCACCCGGCCCCCAGGGCCCCAUUGGAUACCCAGGUCCUCGGGGAGUCAAGGGGGCCGAUGGCAUCCGUGGUCUGAAGGGCACUAAGGGCGAGAAGGGUGAAGAUGGCUUUCCUGGAUUUAAAGGAGACAUGGGCAUCAAGGGCGAUCGGGGGGAGAUAGGCCCACCUGGUCCCAGAGGAGAAGAUGGCCCCGAGGGCCCCAAGGGUCGUGGAGGUCCGAAUGGCGACCCUGGUCCUCUGGGACCCUCAGGGGAGAAGGGAAAACUCGGAGUCCCAGGAUUGCCCGGUUACCCAGGAAGACAAGGGCCAAAGGGUUCCAUCGGAUUCCCUGGCUUUCCUGGUGCCAACGGAGAGAAGGGUGGCAGGGGUACCCCUGGGAAGCCGGGACCACGGGGGCAGCGAGGCCCAACGGGCCCACGGGGUGAAAGAGGCCCCCGGGGCAUCACUGGGAAGCCUGGUCCCAAGGGCAACUCGGGAGGUGAUGGCCCGGCAGGCCCUCCGGGGGAACGGGGACCCAACGGACCCCAAGGACCCACGGGGUUUCCUGGACCUAAGGGCCCCCCUGGCCCUCCGGGCAAGGACGGACUCCCAGGACACCCAGGACAGAGGGGAGAGACGGGUUUCCAAGGCAAGACCGGCCCGCCAGGCCCCCCGGGAGUGGUCGGCCCGCAGGGUCCCACUGGAGAAACUGGUCCAAUGGGCGAGCGUGGCCACCCCGGGCCUCCAGGCCCGCCUGGUGAACAGGGGCUCCCGGGCCUUGCCGGGAAAGAAGGGACAAAGGGUGACCCAGGUCCCGCCGGCCUCCCUGGGAAAGACGGCCCUCCAGGCCUCCGCGGCUUCCCUGGUGAUCGAGGGCUUCCUGGCCCAGUGGGAGCACUUGGCCUGAAAGGCAGCGAAGGCCCCCCCGGCCCACCUGGCCCUGCGGGAUCUCCAGGGGAGAGAGGUCCAGCUGGUGCGGCAGGGCCCAUUGGCAUUCCUGGCAGACCUGGGCCCCAGGGGCCUCCCGGGCCGGCUGGGGAGAAAGGAGCUCCUGGCGAGAAAGGUCCACAAGGCCCGGCUGGCCGAGAUGGUCUCCAGGGCCCUGUGGGGCUCCCUGGUCCAGCUGGCCCUGUGGGGCCCCCUGGAGAAGAUGGAGAUAAGGGCGAGAUUGGGGAGCCAGGACAGAAGGGGAGCAAGGGGGACAAAGGCGAACAGGGUCCACCUGGGCCUACAGGUCCCCAAGGUCCCAUUGGACAGCCAGGCCCUGCCGGAGCUGACGGCGAGCCUGGUCCCCGAGGCCAGCAGGGCCUUUUUGGGCAGAAAGGUGACGAGGGUCCAAGAGGUUUUCAUGGACCCCCCGGGCCCGUGGGGCUGCAGGGCCUGCCGGGACCCCCAGGAGAGAAGGGCGAGACGGGCGACGUGGGUCAGAUGGGCCCUCCCGGUCCCCCCGGCCCCCGAGGGCCCUCCGGAGCUCCAGGUGCUGACGGGCCUCAGGGCCCCCCAGGUGGAAUCGGCAAUCCUGGUGCUGUGGGAGAGAAGGGUGAACCUGGCGAAGCUGGAGAGCCUGGCCUUCCUGGUGAAGGGGGCCCCCCGGGACCAAAAGGAGAGAGGGGAGAGAAGGGCGAGUCAGGCCCUUCUGGCGCUGCAGGACCCCCGGGACCCAAGGGCCCGCCUGGAGACGACGGCCCCAAGGGCAGCCCCGGUCCGGUUGGUUUCCCUGGAGAUCCUGGUCCCCCCGGAGAGCCCGGCCCCGCGGGUCAGGAUGGUCCCCCUGGUGACAAAGGUGAUGACGGCGAGACCGGACAAACGGGAUCCCCCGGCCCUACUGGUGAACCAGGUCCUUCUGGACCUCCAGGAAAAAGGGGUCCCCCCGGCCCCGCAGGCCCUGAAGGCAGACAGGGAGAGAAAGGGGCCAAGGGAGAAGCUGGCUUGGAAGGCCCUCCCGGGAAGACUGGCCCCAUUGGCCCUCAGGGGGCCCCCGGGAAGCCGGGGCCUGAUGGCCUGCGAGGGAUCCCCGGCCCGGUGGGCGAGCAGGGUCUCCCAGGAUCCCCAGGCCCUGACGGGCCCCCCGGCCCCUUGGGGCCUCCAGGACUCCCUGGCCUCAAAGGAGAUUCUGGCCCUAAAGGAGAAAAGGGUCAUCCAGGCUUGAUCGGGCUCAUUGGACCUCCGGGAGAACAGGGAGAAAAGGGUGACCGUGGUCUCCCCGGCCCCCAGGGCUCCUCUGGCCCUAAGGGAGAACAGGGUAUUGCUGGGCCCUCCGGCCCCAUCGGCCCCCCAGGCCCUCCUGGCUUGCCGGGCCCUCCUGGUCCAAAAGGUGCUAAGGGUUCCUCGGGUCCAACUGGCCCGAAGGGUGAGGCAGGCCACCCAGGACCCCCCGGACCACCAGGCCCUCCAGGCGAGGUCAUCCAGCCCCUGCCCAUCCAGGCAUCCAGAACCCGGCGGAACAUCGACGCCAGCCAGCUGCUGGAUGAUGGGGCGGGCGAGAACUACAUGGACUAUGCGGAUGGCAUGGAGGAGAUCUUCGGCUCGCUCAACUCCCUGAAGCUGGAGAUCGAGCAGAUGAAGCGGCCCCUGGGCACGCAGCAGAACCCUGCUCGCACCUGCAAGGACCUUCAGCUCUGCCACCCUGACUUCCCAGACGGUGAAUACUGGGUAGAUCCUAACCAAGGGUGCUCCAGGGACUCUUUCAAAGUUUACUGCAACUUCACAGCCGGAGGCUCGACAUGCGUCUUCCCCGACAAGAAGUCCGAGGGGAGUAAAAUGGCCCGCUGGCCCAAAGAGCAGCCUUCCACCUGGUAUAGUCAGUACAAGCGAGGGUCCCUGGGCCCACAGACCUUCUCCUCUCCCUCUGCUCCUGCUGUUUCUCCUCCCUUUCGCCUCUCCUGUGCUCCUCAGAAAGGAACGGCUGGCACGCAGAAGGACCUGCAGGGGACAAGGGGUGGGACGGGGCAGACGGGCCCAUGUCGGCCAGGACCUGCUCGCCUCACUCUGAGGAAAUGGUCCCAGGACACCCGUCUUCAGCACUGGCCCAAAGUGGGCACCUCCCGCUCUGUCCUGCUCCACAGUCACCUGAGUGCGGAGGUGCAGGGCCGUCCAACGGACGACACCAGCUCACCUUCGGGCUCUCCCACGGCAUUAGUUCUAGUUCUCUGUGACUGUCACAGUGGACAGGACAUAGGUGCAGGCCCCUCCUCCAAGAAACAGGCCCUUCUCCCAGGCUGGGCUGCCCUGGACAUGCCACACGGCAAUGAGACCCUUUCCCACUGGGAGGGCAGGUCUCAUGGUGGGGUUUGGGCACUCCAAGCCAGACACAAGCUGCCGCCCGGCUCGGCCGGGCCUUCAGGUCCUUCUGCGUCCAGCACUGCCCGGCCCCCACUGCGCAUGCGCGCCCUUCCUCGAGUCAGUCAGUUCCUCCCAGGAGCACCUGGCAGCCCAGCUGCGCUCUCCUACGUGGACGUCGAGGGCAACCCCGUGGGCGUGGUCCAGAUGACCUUCCUGCGGCUGCUGAGCGCUUCUGCCCACCAGAACGUCACCUACACCUGCUACCAGUCGGUGGCCUGGCAGGACGCCACCACAGGCAGCUACGACAAGGCCAUGCGCUUCCUGGGCUCCAAUGACGAGGAGAUGUCCUACGACAACAGCCCCUACAUCCGCGCCCUGGUGGACGGCUGCGCUACGAAGAAAGGCUAUCAGAAGACCGUUCUGGAGAUCGACACCCCCAAGGUGGAGCAGGUGCCCAUCGUGGACAUCAUGUUCAACGACUUCGGUGAAGCAUCCCAGAAAUUUGGAUUUGAAGUGGGGCCGGCUUGCUUCCUGGGCUAGGAGCCGCAACCCGGCCCCCAAGAGCAACCUCGUGACCUCAGCGCGCCGUCUGCGGGCGUCCUGGACAGUGAAGGCCCCUCGUCCCUCCCCGACCUCGUCUGCACCUCGGCACCGCACUGUGCCAGCCCCCCUACUCAGAGGGAGCGAAGGGAAAGCGUGUGCCCCACCCCGGAGCCGAAUCACAUGACCUAGAUGGCCGAAUGCCGCUUUCUCCAGCCCGUCUGUCUACACCGCACUCCCAGGGCAGGGGACGGCCCACUCUUCCGGCCGCCCAGCUCCCAGGUCACACUCCUGGAUAGUUCACGGGGCUGGGGGCGGGCUGCGGAAUUUGGAGACCGCUUUUUAAAAAAAAUUCAGCGAGGAGAUGUGUAUUUCCUUGACCUUCAAAAAAUGUUCCGAGGUAAGCCCCGUAAAGGUCACCCCCACCCCGCCGAGCCCCGGUUUCCAACUACACGAUCCAUUCACGAUGGGCCAGAUGUCAUUCUGCGUGUGCCUUUCUGAUGGAUUAAAGGUGCUUUUGUUUUUUGUGAGUUUUAAGUAAAUAUUUGUAUUGUAUUGUCAUAAAUGUUCAGUGUCCCCGACUUUCAAUCACGCAUGUAAAGCCAACCUCAGUCCCAUAGAGAAAAUGGGAAGAAAGUGGGGGGGGCGUCCUGGGGUGCAGUCCCAUCACGAUCAGAAAUGGGAAGCCCCCAGCCCCUCCCUGGUCAAGAAUGUGCGACGAAUUGGAGAUGUGCCCAGGGCAGCAAGAGUUCACACCACUGUCUGAAAAACAGGUGGCAGAACCCCUUUCCAGACCAUUUUUUGAUUAGCUCUGGAUUUUUCUUUUUUCUGAAUAGGGAGGAAAAAAAGAAAUGUGGACGUUGCCUUUUCUACAUGCACUCAGAUUAAAACGCAGACUUAAAUUAAUUUUAAUUGCUUCCUUUUUCCGUUUUUCUUCCUACAGAGCUAUGAUGGGAGAAUGUCCAGGGCAGGGAAACCACAUUUUCUGUAGAGGAUAAUUAAAUGAAAAUGGUGCUUAUUUGUACACUUCUCUUGUGGUGCUAUCUGUUUUAAGAUCUCCUGACGGUGACACUGGGGGUGCCUGGCUGUGCCUCGUUCUCCCACCUUUCUUGAUCCUCGGUACUGCCUCCCUAAUCUGAGUUUUUGCCCAGGACAGUAACGUAAACACAUGUCAUUUCCCUUCCCGGAUCACCGGGAGGCCACCAAGCGCGUUGUGAAUAUCAGGGUAUGCUCCUGUGAUCGGGAAACAAACACACAAAAUGCAGAGACACUUCCCGCGUUGGCCGCGGUGUAACGGCAUGUGGCUGCCGGGUGUCUGUGGUGCUAAUUUCUGUGUUUGUCCAGGAACUGAGCUGAAGCUGCCAGCCGGGCUGCCUCCCCUGUGGCCUCGGCAGACAGCCGUGGGCCGCGAGCUCUGCGAGCGUCUCCAGGGCUGCAGCGGGGCUCCUCUCUCCUGCGCGCAGUUUGGAGUCCACCUGCAGACACGCGGGGCACGGGGCGCGGGGCUGGCAGGGCUCCAUCUGGGUGCAGCUCCCUCUCCCUGAGCAGGGCAAGGGGCUGCCUUCCACGGGCGGAGGACCAAGGGGCUGGCGUGGAAAGGCAGUCCCUUUACUGUGAAAAGCUGCCCACUGCAAUGCCCUUUCCUUCCACGACGGGACCCCGUGCAGCCUCCUCGAGAGGAACUGUGACCCCCGCCCCCACAGUUCUGGUGCUGCACUCCACCUACCCACCUGUCAGAACCUGGGAGGACACAGCAAAGCCAGCCAGGAGGACGACACCCCACUCACAAGGACACCCCGAAUUCCCAUGAAAAACGAGUCUUGCUCUCACCAAAGAAAUGUCGGGCUCCAAGAUUCUUUCAAUCUCCGUGCCAGAGCCGUGACUUUCUCAUUCAUCUCUUCAACAAAAAGCCAUAUGUGAGGAUUGUCACGCGUGCCCUGAGGGUUCCAUCUAGGUCAUGUGAUUCGGUUGUGACUUCUCAUCCCUCCUGUCUCCUAUUCUGUCAUUUUCUGCCUCUGUUGGCCCCCUCAAAGCUGUUGUAAUUUGUACUGAAGUCAAGAUACGUCUGUCCCGUUCUCCCCAGACCACGUACGGUAUAUUGCAAUAAAACUACUUCUCAUAUUUGCAGAAAUUUCUUUUGGCGUAAUUUUAUUUUUUUUUCACCUAUAUCAUUGGACACGUGUUGAAGAAAAGAAAACGAAAAUGGUAAACAGAAAACCUAUGGUAGAGAUUCUAGGACACGAGACCCUCUAAAACAGAAUGUCAAAAAUGACACCCUGUACAUUUCCUGAAGAUCCCACAGACAUGUUCGUAACUGUGAUGCCCAGGAAAGGGUGUUUUAAAAUAUUUUAAGCCUGUGUAACAGAUGAAUAAUUGUAAUCGUUUCUCAAUAAAUCAAGUUGACUGUUUCCAACAUAAA